UACACCCUGAACAGGUUGCCAGCCAAUCGCAGGGCACGUACAAACAACCAGUCGCACUCACAUUCCCACCCACGGGCAAUUUAGAGUUGUCAAUUAACCUACCAUCCAUGUUUUUGGGACGUGGGAGGAAAACGGAGUGCCCGGAGAAAUCCCACGCAGGCACGGGGAGAACAUGCAAAGUCCACACAGGCGGGGCCAGGGAUGGAACCCCGGUUCUCAAAACUGUGAGGCAGACGCUCUAACCUGUCGUCCACCGUGCUGCCCAUUAUUGGUGCCUUCACAGAUAUGAUGAAGGCUGCGCUGCUGCUGCUCUUUGUUGCUCUCAUCACAGUCAAAGCCGUAGCUGGAGGGAAAAACAACAAAGAAAAAAUCAAACCUUCCCAGUCUGGGUUAGAUUGUACUGACUGGCGCUAUGGAAACUGUGUCCCUAGCAACGGAGACUGUGGUGCCGGGUUUAGGGAGGGGAUAUGUAAUCAGCAGACCAAGAAAAUGAAAUGUAAAGUACCCUGCAACUGGAAAAAAAACUUUGGAGCUGACUGCAAGUAUAGGUUUGGAAGUUGGGGUGAUUGUGACCCGACUGCUGGCGUCCAGGCCAGAAGCGGGACCUUGAAGAAGGCGCUGUAUAAUGCUGAGUGCCUGCAGACCAUUUCCGUCACCAAACCUUGCGUUGGCAAAACCAAGACAAAAAGCAAAGGAAAGAAGAAAAAAGGCAGUGGACAGUAGAUGCAAGAGAGGAAUUUCUGGGGACAGACACAAGGAUCUUUAUCAAUACAUUUUGUGAACCAUAUCAACUCUGGCAUUUGGACGUUUAUAGAACUAAACUAGUUUUGUUUGUAGACUUUCUCAAAAUAUGACUCUAAUUUUGAUGUAGAAAGUAGAAAAUACUCCAUUGUAAAUCUCUUCUGAAUCUGAUGUUAUCAAUAUGGUCCAAGGAUCAUCCUGCUAUUAUUAUCUAGUCAUCAGUAAUUAGCAUUAGUGCACUGCAAUAGCAGAUUCCACUAAACUAUAAUGUGUACACAUUUUCAAAUAAUAAUGUUAUUUUUCAAAUCAUUGAUAAAAAAUAAUAAUAAAGACCAAGGUCAUAUUUCAACUAAAUGUUAUUUGUGUUAUUCUUUAGAUUUUUCUGGGAAUAAAACAUUUGCUGAUUUGAACCCCGGUCCCCACAACUGUGAGGCAGAUGUGCUCAAUCAAUCAUCCAUCCAUCCAUUUUCUGAGCCGCUUCUCCUCACUAGGGUCGCGGGCAUGCUGGAGCCUAUCCCAGCUAUCAUCGGGCAGGAGGCGGGGUACACCCUGAACUGGUUGCCAGCCAAUCGCAGGGCACAUAGAAACAAACAACCAUUCGCACACACAUUCACACCUACGGGCAAUUUAGAGUCUCCAAUUCAUGCAUGUUUUUGGGAUGUGGGAGGAAACCGGAGUGCCCGGAGAAAAGCCACGCAGGCACGGGGAGAACAUGCAAACUCCACACAGGCGGGGCUGGGAUUUAAACCCCGGCCCCCAGAACUGUGAGGCAGAAUUGCAGUACAUAAACAGUGUAAAUAUAAAAGCUGGUGUGCAUGACAGACAGGAUUCCCCAAAAGUAAACUGUGGAAAAAAUAGAUAUUUUUUUUUUUAAAGCUUUGACUGAACAAACUGGGAAGAACAACAGAAGAACAAGUGAGGCAGGGAUGGGACUACUAUCACACAGAUUGCCUGGCAGAGUUUACACAACUCACAGCGCACUUGAUCUCAAUACUACUCAAUGGGACCUUGACAAAAAAAAAAUAUUUAAAAACUAUAAUUAAACAACCAUCUUUAGGUUCAUAAGAGGAUUCAAAUAUUAGAAACAGCUCUGAGUAACGGCCUAUUUUUGGGCAGGUAAAUGUCCAUGUAUUGUAUCUCCUACCACUAUACAAUCUCUCGAGAUUUUCACAGGCUAUUUGUGGAUUGUUGUGCACUAAAAUACCUAAUGCCCUUUUCAAAUGAAUGAAAGCAAAAAUCACAAGAGACCAGUAGUUUUCAUAUGACUUUAUAAUUUCACUAGUUUUUCAACAUUAUUUCUCUUUUGAUCAAAUGACAAAGAGUGGUCCAAGUUCAUUCAUUCAUUCAUUUUCCGUACCGCUUCUCCUCACUAGGGUCGCGGGCGUGCUGGAGCCUAUCCCAGCUAUCUUUGGGCGAGAGGCGGGGUACACCCUGAACCGGUCGCCAGCCAAUCGCAGGUGGUCCAAGUUAGCUUCACAAAAUGUCAAAACAUGCACAGUUUGUAUUAGUGCUAUUACUUUUAUUCCAACAGGACAAAACAUUUUCCUGUACAGUACAGUAUUUAAUUGUAAUGAUCGGGAUUGAGCCCUUACAUAUUGUUCAUAUAGUAUGUUUUGUCAGUUUUUACUGCAGCCAAGAAUAUCCUCAAAACCCUUGUCUAUAACAAAUGAUCUUUAUAACAGAUCUUUUCAAAAUGUAUUACUAGCCUGUCUGACGUGAAUUCUUAAUCAAUGUUUCAGAGAAGAGGGCAAGUAUAUUUUUUAUGAGUGACACAGGAUUGACCCAUGUUUCUGGGGCCUUUUCAAAUGUGGUGAGGACACACACAGACAGUUCUUGGGACUGUUUUAAGCUCUCUCUUUGAACGCUGUUGUCACCGCCCCAUACAAAAGACUCACAUCGAUGACAUGUUCACUUUCACAGUUUAAAGAUCCUCACCAUUACCACCAUUUUGCUUGAUUUAACACACUUUGAUGCAUUCACAAUCGCUUUUAGGAGACACGAGUCAAAUUUGACCGAGAAGCGAUGAGGGAUGAGCGAGAAGGCUGCACAAAGGAAUUAUGAUCGAGGAACCACUGAUGUUUCCUUUCUGGAAGGCUUUUAGCUCCUUGACAGUGACGUGUAAAAUGGCCGUACGCCAGCUGGAUUGCAAACAAAGCAGGACUUAGCACAUUUUGCUGGCUCUCUGUUUUAUUUGGGAAGUAUUAACGACUAACAUGAAUGGAUUACACUGGUUCAUGGUCCUUAUGCAAUGAAAGUCUGCAAUUAGGAUGCAAUGUUGUCAAAUACAUUUAGCAACAUCGAGAAAAUAAAAAUGUCCCCAAAGGUUUUGAUGAUUGUGCAGUAUCUGUGCAUUGAAUGUAAUGCAAUUUUUACAGUUGUUUCUGUUGCUUGUGUUAGUCUUAAUAAUGCUACAAAUGUAAAUGUAUUGUUUUCAAUUUGUCAA
Molecule: messenger RNA, 3184 nt
Organism: Phyllopteryx taeniolatus (common seadragon)
Lineage: Eukaryota; Metazoa; Chordata; Actinopteri; Syngnathiformes; Syngnathidae
Product: midkine-A-like
Exons: 5
Coding region: 286-723 (145 amino acids)
Molecular function (GO): growth factor activity
Source: RefSeq, a predicted model, not a curated record